GUGUGCGGGGCGGAGGGGUGGCAGGUGCAGGACGCCGGGCGGCGCGCGGCGCUGGAGGCGCGCCUCGCGGACCCCGCCCCCGCCCCCGGCCGGGGCCCCGGCGCGGCCCCUGGCUCCACCCCCGCGCGCUGGCUGUCGGCGCCGCUCACCAAGCUCAAGCCCUACACGCACCAGACGUCUUCGGGCGCGAGCAGCGACAUCGUGUACUUCACGACGCUGCCCGCGCAGCCGUCCAUGCCUCGGGUCUUCGCCGCCGAGGCGCUGCCGAGCCCGGCCGACGGCGACGGCGACUCCGCAGGAUCUACCCACGCCCCCACGCCCGCCACCUCCCCGCACCCCGCCCCAGAUCGCGAGGCCAAGGAAGGCGGCGAGGACGCGGGUGAGCAGGGGCAGGAGCCGCUGCCGGAGGGCGAGGAGGCGGUGGUCCUGAGCUGGCUGCCGCCCUCCGAGCCCAACGGCCGCCUCACCUACUACGUGGUGCGCGGCGCGCAGCUGCCCGACCCGCCCGACCCGCUGCGCGACUACUGCGCCGACCUGUGCGACGGCUGCGCCCCCGAGCCCGGCGCCGCGCCGCCGCUGCCGCCCGUGCCGCCGCACCCGCCGCCCGCGCCCGCCAAGGCGCCCGCG
This is a messenger RNA of Gryllus bimaculatus (two-spotted cricket), 627 nucleotides long. Lineage: Eukaryota; Metazoa; Arthropoda; Insecta; Orthoptera; Gryllidae. The record is from the annotation of a GenBank genome assembly.